Molecule: messenger RNA, 1616 nt
Organism: Bactrocera neohumeralis
Lineage: Eukaryota; Metazoa; Arthropoda; Insecta; Diptera; Tephritidae
Product: arrestin domain-containing protein 17-like
Exons: 5
Coding region: 157-1566 (469 amino acids)
Biological process (GO): protein transport
Cellular component (GO): cytoplasm
Source: RefSeq, a predicted model, not a curated record
AAACGUUAGUAUUCUCUUUGCGAAUCAAGCAGUUGAUACGACGCUUCAGCCCGGGACAGAACGCGUUGUUUACCAUUUGAUACUAAAAGUUAUAACCUCAACUUGUAUUUGUAAAGUUGUAGAUAUCUAAAUAAAUAAUAUACAUAUGUGCUGAAUAUGGUUGUAACAUGUGCAAUUGAGUUUGACAAUAAUCCCUACGGCACCUACUUUGCUGGUCAAGUCAUGACGGGUAAAGUUACGCUGCAAGCGGACAUGCCGAAGCAGGUGAAAGCCAUCGUGCUGAAAAUUAGCGGUUGCGCAGAUACAAGUUGGACGGAAAGCUCCAGCAGCACAACAACAAAUGCACAUGGACGUUCGAGCACUAAAACCCAGACAACACACUACAGAGGUCAUGAGGAUUAUAUAAAAUCGAAGACUUACUUGCUCAGCUCCAACGAAAACCAAUCUGCCGUGAUUGAGCCGGGCAUACAUACCUAUACAUUUGCCUGCCUGUUACCCAUCACCUGCCCUUCGUCCUUCGAAGGCAUCUAUGGUUAUAUACGAUAUAUGGCCAGGGUGGAACUCGUGCGACCAUGGAAGUUCAAUCAGAAUUUUACGCGAGGAUUUACGGUUUUGAAAAUGAUGGAUCUAAACUACGACAGUCCUUUAUUGCGAGUGCCUAGCAAAUCGGAAGCACAAAAGGUCUUCUGUUGUGGGCCUUGUAAAACACAGCCAUUGGAGGUGCACGUUUCCUUGCCACAAAGUGGCUAUGUGCCUGGACAAGCGAUACCAGUGAGCGUACUCAUAUCAAACGAAACCAAGAUAAAAGUCGAAGAACUCAAAAUAGAAUUGGUAAUGCUCGUUUGCUAUUACAGUCAAGUGCCAUUGACACAUACGAAGAAUCAACGCAUACCGGUGCUGAAGUUGAAAGGUGAUGGCGUGCCGGUGCAUUGCAAAAAACAAUUCGACUAUGAGCUCAUUGUGCCGGCUACGCCGCCAACGUGCUUCAAUCUAUGCCGCAUCAUACAGAUCGCCUAUCAAGUUGAGGUUGUGGCAAAAGUGAAAGGUUGGCAUGCGGAUCAGGUCAUCUGUGUGCCCGUCACGAUAGGCAAUGUGCCGUUGCUCGGCGUCAUACAAAAGCAACCAAAGCCGUCAGCUGACAACCUCGUCCCCAGCGGUAAUGGUGUUAUGAACCGUUCAUUCGUGGCGGAUGACGAAAGCGGCAAUCUUCGCGAAAUGAAGUCCACCGAAGCUAACCAGCUGCAGUCUACCGUGCAAGAGAACCCGAUACAAGUAAACAGCGGUGCUGUGACAAGUUCUGCCAUAACCCCUGCUCUGCCCAAUCCCUGGGACGCAGAUGCCAGUAUACCACCACCGUCUUAUGAAUCCGCAGUGCAUAUCAAACCAGCAAAACUUAACCUUGAUGAAGGGCAAGAAUACGGCGAAACCGAAUUUGCACCACGUUAUCCUGUCUUCAAAAUGUCGUGUCCGAGCGCAUCAGACAGAGACGAAGUUGAUGCCAGGCCUAGGGUGGAUGGUGUAGCAACUAGUGGUGUUUCAUCAGCGCAAAAUAGCACUUGGCUGUGACUUAGAGCUGAGAGUGUGAAUAAAUAAAUAAAAACUUAUAAACAAAGCAA